Molecule: messenger RNA, 2643 nt
Organism: Puma concolor (puma)
Lineage: Eukaryota; Metazoa; Chordata; Mammalia; Carnivora; Felidae
Biological process (GO): regulation of transcription by RNA polymerase II
Cellular component (GO): nucleus
Molecular function (GO): RNA polymerase II cis-regulatory region sequence-specific DNA binding; DNA-binding transcription activator activity, RNA polymerase II-specific
Source: RefSeq, a predicted model, not a curated record
AUGGGAACGGGUCUUCUGCGGCUCCUUCUGCGCAUGGGCAGAACUUCGCAGGCCCUUCCAGGUUCUCCCGCUUACGGUGAGAGACGGUGCGGAACCUCCACGAUCCUGCAGCUAUACUUUCAGAGAUUUCAACAUUUUUCCAAGAAAGACCAGCAAAUUAUGAAGAAAUCCUAUGGAUCCUUAUCAUUUGAGGAUGUGACUGUGGGCUUCUCCCAGGAAGAGUGGCAGCACCUGGACCCUGCCCAGAGGACCCUGUACAGGGACGUGAUGCUGGAGAACUACAGCCACCUUGUCGCAGUGGGGUGCUGCGUCCCUAAACCAGACGUGAUCUUCAGGCUGGAACAAGGACAGCAGCCAUGGCUUAUAGAGGAAGAGUCCCUAGACCAGAGCUGCCCAGAAGUCUGCAGAGUUGAUAACCAACUAGAACAGAAUCAAGAAAUCCAGCACAGACAUUUCUGGCAGUCUCCAUUUAUCAACAACAAAACACUGACUGUACACAGAGGUAAUGUAUUAGGAAACAUUUUUAAUUUCAGCACGGACAGCAUUCCUUCCAUAAAAAUACCCUGUAAAUGUGACUCAUGUGGUAUGAAUUUGAAAUGUAUUUCAGAAUUAAUUAUUAAUAAGAAAAACUAUUUAAGUAAGAAGCCUGAUGACCUCAAUCCAUGUGGGAAAUUGUUCCUUCAUAGUAACCCUGAAAAAACUCAAAUGGGGGAGAAACCUUGUGAAUUCAUUCAGAAUCAAAAAUAUGUAAGUCGUAAUGAAGAUUUCAUUCCAUAUCAGAAAAUUAAAAAUGUACAACAAUGCUUAAUUCAAAGGAAUAAGGAAUAUGAGGAAUACGGGAAAGAGUUCCAUGAGAAGGCACUUGUCCCAUAUAACCAAACUUGUAUAGGAGAGAGUCCUUGUGAACAUAAUGAAUCUGAUAAAACGUUUUGUAAUAAUGCAACCCUCGUGGUCUGUAAGAUAGCACAAAGAAUGGAAAAUCUUCAUGAGUUUAAUGAAUACAGUAAAACAUUUGAGAAGUCCUCCCUCUUGAAACCUAGAGUUCAUUUAAAGGUGAAGGGUUAUGAGUACAUUGAUAGAGUGGUUAGUUUCAAUAGGAGAUCAGACUUCCCUGACACAGGAGAUAGAGUAUUUGAAUAUAACAACUUGGGAGAACCUUUCUGGGAGAAGUCCGUUCUUAAUAUAACUCCGAGAACACACAUAGGAGACAAAGUCCAUGAAUGUAACGAAUGUGGAAAAGCAUUCUGCAAAAAGUCAAAACUCACCAAACACCAGAAAAUACAUCCAAGAGAGAAACCAUAUGAAUGUAAGGAAUGUGGGAAAUGCUUCUCUCGGAAAUCCCUCCUCACUUUACAUCAAAGAAUCCACACAGGAGAGAAACCCUACGAAUGUAAGGCCUGUGGGAAAUGCUUCUCUAGGAGUUCACACCUCAUAAUUCAUCAGAGGACUCACACAGGAGAGAAGCCCUAUGAAUGUAAGGAAUGUGGGAAGUGUUUCUACCAUAAGUCCUAUCUCACGGUACACCAGAGGAUUCACACAGGGGAGAAGCCCUAUGAAUGUAACCAAUGUGGAAAAACCUUCAUAAGCAACUCAGUCCUCACAAUACAUCAGAAAACACACACAGGCGAGAAACCCUAUGAGUGUAAUCAGUGUGGGAAAUUCUUCUCCAGAAACUCGUACCUUACGGUACAUCUGAGAACUCACACAGGGGAGAAGCCCUAUGAAUGUGAGCUCUGUGGGAAAACCUUCUGUCACAAAUCAGAUGUCACGAAACAUGAGAAAACUCACAUAGGGGGAAAACCCUAUGGAUGUAAUCAGUGCGGGAAAACCUUUAGUCGUAACUCGGGCCUAAAAGUUCAUCAGAGAACUCACACAAAGGAGAAACCCUAUGAAUGUAACGAGUGUGGGAAAUCCUUUUCUGAGAAAUCAGUUCUCACAGUACAUCAGAGGAUACACACAGGCGAGAAACCUUACAAGUGUAAUGAAUGUGGGAAAACCUUCUACAAUAAAUCGGACCUCACUAAACACCACAGAACUCACACAGGUGAGAAACCCUAUGAAUGUAAGGAAUGUGGGAAAUUCUUCUCUAGGAAUUCAUACCUUACAGUACACCAGAGAAGUCAUACAGGGGAGAAACCCUAUGUGUGCAAGAAAUGUGGGAAAACUUUCUACCUUAAGUCAGACUAUACAGUACAUAAGAGAACACACAGAGGGGAGAAAUCCUAUCACUGUAAUCAGUGUGGGAAGACUUUCACUUGCGGUUCAGUCCUCAGAUCACAUCAGAGAACUCACACAGGUGAGAAGCCCUAUGAAUGUAACGAGUGUGGGAAAUCAUUUUCGGAGAAAUCUGUUCUCACCGUCCAUCAGAGGAUACACACAGGGGAGAAACCUUAUAAGUGUAACGAAUGUGGGAAGUCCUUCUAUCAUAAGUCAGAUCUCACUAAGCAUCAGAGAACACACACAGGAGAGAAACCCUAUGAGUGUAAGCAUUGUGGGAAAACCUUCAGUUGCAACUCAGGCCUCAAAGUACAUCAGAGAAGACACGUAAGAGAGAAACCCUAUGAAUGUAUUGAGUGCGAGGUAACUGCCAAGAAAUCAGUUAUCACAGCACAUCCAAGGUUACACACAGAGGAAGAAAACUAG